CUGAGAGAAACAGAGAGUCAGUGUGUGUGUGAGGGAGCGUGGAUGAGGGGGGGAAGAGAGCGAAGAGGGGAGCGACAGAGAAAGAGAGAGAGGGAGGGAGGAUGCCUGUUUGGAGCAGCAGGCAUCAAGGAGAGAGAGAAAUGGCAUAUUAGACCAUUACCAUGAGCAGAGCCCAGGGCUUCUGCUAAACAGCUUUUCCAUUUCUUAAUAAAAACAUAUUCCACCAAAUGUCUCCUGUCCCUUGCAGAGCCCUGCCAGCUGGUACCUUCACUCCUUCUGCAGCCUGUAGAAAGAAGGGAAGUUUAAUUUUUUUUAAGUGUUGAAAAGGGAUUUUUUUUAAGUGAGGGCCAAAAGACAGAGAGUGGUGGUGGAGGAGGAAGGGGAGGGGCAGUGCUGAAAUCAGGGUAACUGACGCUUGGUCGCCUUUAGGAGGUCUGUGUACCUGGGGGGCUGCUUGAAUGCAAGCUAUUCCGAGUGCCUCCAAGCAAAGCUGCAGCAGCAACAGCUCAGCAGAUGUAGAUGUGUGCGGGUGUGCAUGCUUAACCCUUUCUACGCUCUCUGGAUUUAUACCAUGCUGAAGAUCCUAACCAAAAAGCUCAGGGACCAGAGUUUGAAUGAGAUCCAGCCUUUCCAGCUAAAGAUCUCCUACCCCCCAAGUGAUGAGGAGGACAGCGACGACUCUGAGGGAGAGAACCAGGAGCUUGCUCAGAUCGACAGAGAGAGAAGACGGAAUUGCACACUGACCCCUCUUGCGACCAAUCAGCUCCAGAACCAGGAGAAUCAAUGCUGUAAGGUCCGGACCCUUUUCCAUGCUAGCCUGGAUCGCCACAGCUCGGAAGAGGAGUUGGAGCGCAUCAACCGAGAGUUUGCCACCGAGAAGCGGAAGUGGUCUCAGGUCAGCAGGCUUUCUUGCUGUGGUGACAGCAACAACACAUCCUCCAGUGACGAGGAAGUGAAGAACUUGUGUGGCAUGUCCUUCCGGCCCGUGGUGGAACAAGCUGAUGGUCUGCAUGCUAGCCCCAGCCCAGUGCUGUUCAGUGCCUCCCCUCCUAAGAGACUCCAGCCCCUGGCGCGGAACCCAGCCUCCAGGCCUCUGAUAUUCACAAGCGUUGGGGCCGGCUUUGAGCAAGUCAUGCCUUGUAAGAGACACCGGCAAGGCUACGGGGACAAGGUCAGCAGACCCAGCCUUGACCUGGAAAAAAUGCAGCAGAAGAUGCUGCUCAAGAAGAACUGUGGAGCAAAAACAAGAGUUAUUAAAAUUCGCAAUGUGAACGGGAGCCGCCCACCAUCCCACUUGGUGUAUGACCCAUCCACCUUUGCCUUCCGUUCCCUCAGCACCUUGAAGCCCCUGAGCCCAAUAGCUCCAGUUGAAGAACCGUCAUGUGCCUACUGAAGGAGUUUCUCCGAAACCUCAGGAAUUGUCGUACCACCCAUCCCCCCAACAGGGAUGGGAUGGGAUGGAGGACCAGGGGGAAUGGGGACAUCUUUGCAAUAGAAAUCUCUGUGGCAGUGGAGAAACUGGUGGAUUUGCACCAGUACCCAGUUUCACAUCAUUGGGAGUGAAAUGAGCAAGUCUGCUUCAUAAGCUACAGUGGAGCCAUGAAGAUGGUGUCAGCCACAUGGACAUGCCAGGUGUAUUUAGCCCUCCAGGGCUAGCAGGCAGUCACUGUGUAGAGGCCAGCAGUGGAGACCGGACAGGUUGCUGCCGCAUGCCCACCAGAACUGAGUAGAUUUCUCCUCAGAUGCUUUGCUGGAGGGCCAGCUGCUUCCCCCAAACUGAAGAGUUUUCAGGGCUGGAGCCAGAGGUUGGCUAGGGCACCCUACAAAGAGAAUAGGGCCCUUCUGCAAGGUUGUUGAAAUGAUGCUCAUUUGAAGCUCUGUUACAGUUGAGGGGCCCCGGGAAUUAUGGUCUGGGGAGUGUGAAUGUAGAGCCUGCAGGUGCCUACCCUGAUUAUUCUGCUCUUGGGGCACUAAAGAUGGUUAAAAUGGGCAGGCACAGAGCACCAGUGUUAAGGGAAUCCCCAUAUCCUCUGCUGGGCUUUGCAGUGGGAAAUGGAAGGUCUGUAGUCAGCUGACCAUGGAUACAGUCAGACCGCUGCUUUCAGUCCUCAUGCUACAAGGCUAGAGUGACAAACUGAGAGGAGUGGGGCAUCCUUGGGGUCCCUUUCCACUGGGGCUGUGUGCAGCCUAGAGGUAGUGUGGGGUUUGGCAUCGGGUAUCUCCCUGUGACUGGCCCAAGACAAGGUUGAGUUUGGGGACACUACACCACGUUCAGCAAAGUCCAACAUGCUCUCCGGGAAGCCUGCUGAGCCCUCAUUCUGCCAGUGCCUUGUAAACUGUGCUGUGGUGGAUGCUGAGCUCACUUGAGUCUGAUCACACCAGCAGAGUAAAUGAUUUUGACACAGGUAUGGUGGGAGGGCGCUCUUGUUGUCAAACCACAGCAGUUUCCAGAGGGUAGGCAUAUUCCAAGCAUCUCACAAGGCCUUGUCACCAGUGAGACUUGAACGAGUUUUGAGAUCUCCCUGGUCAGGUAGUUUGUGCCAUGAAAGAUGCAGUUAAUGUUGGACUGCCCUUGUUUCGCUUGGCUGAGCUGGGGAGGCUCCGUAUUCGGUGCACUCAGAUCCUGUGUCCCUGUCUGGUACAGAAGCUCCUGUUCCCUGGAUGCUUCCCUGUUCUGAGCAAGAGUUCUGAGCCUUGGGCAGGUGCAAGGGGGCGUAAGCUGCAUCCUUUGCAGGGCUGCAGUAACUUCCUCUCCUUCUCUGGAGCACAAGGGGCCCAGUGGAGGAAUUGUGAGGUUUCUGAAAAAUUCCCACACGCUUUUGUGUGGCGAGCUCUUUAGUGCCCCAUAUAAAAUGAGCUGGCCUGCUCCCAGUCCCACUCUCCAUGGACAGCUCACAUGGCAAACCAGUACUAACUGGCCUCUUUGCUGGGAAUCUCAGCAGAGAGGCCAGGUGGACCACUGAGACUGAACUCCCCUUCCUUCCUUGCAGGUCCGAGUUGGGGCACAUUGGAAGGAGAGGGCAGGGGGCAGAAACAUGUCCUGAUGCUGCCUUGCUGUGACUAAAGGAUUUCAAGGCUGCAGAUAAAGCCCCUUUCACCAGCAUUAAAUAAAGGGCAUUGGCUUGAUUUAUUCUCUGGGUGCUUCUGUUGGGAAUUAAAGCUUUAGUGGCUACCAGCAGGGUGUGCUCAUUUCAAAACAGAUGUUGCUCCUAGUUGAUCUUCCUCCCUAUGGGGGGGAAGGGUGGGUGGGUUCUGUUUAUACCCUCUUUUGAUGGUGCGCAUGAUCUUUAACUGCUGCCGGAUCAAAAGGUGGAGCAUUGCAUGGUGAGAGCUGUCAUCUCCUCAGGCCACAUCCCUCCAUAUUAAAGAUGAGGGCAGCAAUAUCCUGACUCCCUUUUCUGCAUAUUAGGUACGGGCCUCAAACUGCCAGUGUGACCCUCAGUUGGGCAAGGUUUGGGUGCCCCCACCUCUAAGACUUCAGUCGGUGCUGCUGGAAUCAGACCCCGAUCAUCCAGCAAGAUGAGGUGUUUUCAUUGGCCCGAGGCGAUGCCGUGUGCUGCCGUCUCUUACGAUAUUCCACGAGGUGGGACUGGAGAACAAAGAGUUCCUGUCAAUAUCGUUGCCUUUCUUUCGUACUUUUGUAACUUUUCUCUCUUUUCUUUUUCAAUCAGAAGAAAAAUAAAGUUAAAUGUUAAC
Messenger RNA from Chelonoidis abingdonii (Abingdon island giant tortoise), 3696 nucleotides. RefSeq lists its product as uncharacterized. Lineage: Eukaryota; Metazoa; Chordata; Testudines; Testudinidae. The record is from RefSeq and is a predicted model, not a curated record.